Molecule: messenger RNA, 726 nt
Organism: Helianthus annuus (common sunflower)
Lineage: Eukaryota; Viridiplantae; Streptophyta; Magnoliopsida; Asterales; Asteraceae
Product: sufE-like protein 2, chloroplastic
Exons: 1
Coding region: 119-709 (196 amino acids)
Source: RefSeq, a predicted model, not a curated record
AAAGUCCCACUCCCAAGUCCCAACAUCCCAGGAUCUCUCUCUCUCCCCUACCUAUAACUAACUUUCCGACCGUUAUUCUCUUCUUACAACUGCCAUUAACCACUAACCACCAUCUUAAAUGAAAACCACCUCAGCCUCCUACCACAUCAUACCACCAACACCACCACCAAACUCUUCAAGCUCUAACUCUAACCGUAUCCAAUACAAACCAAAACCAUCACUCCACACCCCUCAUCCCAAACACCUAACACCACCACAUCUCUCAACAACACUAACCGUAGCCGAAAAACUAAACAUCCUCGUAUCCGAAUUCAAAUCCUUACCCAAGCCAAUCGACCGGGUGAAACGCUUAAUACACUACGCAAGUCUCCUACCAGAGCUGGAACAAUCAUGUAAGGUGGAACCAAACAGAGUGACCGGGUGUACGGCUCAAGUGUGGCUAGAAGUGGUGAUGGAGGAUGAUGGAACAAUGAGAUUUAGAGUGGACAGCGAUUCGGAGAUCACGAAAGGGUUCUGCUACUGUUUGGUUUGGUUACUGGAUGGUGCAGCUGCUGAUGAUGUUGUUGAAGUCAGGGUUGAUGAUUUGAGUGAGAUGAAUGUUGGAGUGUUGCCGGUUAGGGUUAGUUCUAGGGUUAUUACAUGGCAUAAUGUGUUGCUUAGCAUGCAGACAAGAACUAGAGAUUUGGUUAUGGAAUCAUCAACCUCUUAGUUUGUUACAAUAGUUGA